This is a messenger RNA of Ruditapes philippinarum (Manila clam), 4197 nucleotides long. Its product is annotated as deoxynucleoside triphosphate triphosphohydrolase SAMHD1-like. The record is from RefSeq and is a predicted model, not a curated record. The transcript has 17 exons. Gene Ontology annotation, biological process: dGTP catabolic process. Gene Ontology annotation, molecular function: dGTPase activity. Gene Ontology annotation, cellular component: nucleus. The coding region runs from base 60 to 2672 and encodes 870 amino acids. NCBI's taxonomy places the organism in Eukaryota, Metazoa, Mollusca, Bivalvia, Venerida, Veneridae.
UUUUAGAAAACAUAUCGAACCAAGUAUCCUAUGGUUAAGCAAUAAAUCUGCUUAAAAGAAUGACUGCAAGAAAGCCUGCGCGAUAUGGUCAUUUGGUGGUAGCUAUUCGUCAAUGUGGAGUAACUUUAACAAAGGAAUUAUUCCUGAAAAGAGUCAGUGAUAAUACACCUGAAGAAACUGACCAUGCUUGGACUGUAGAUGAUUUUUUAAGGGAAAAUAAAAAUGAAUUGCUGAAGCAUAAGCAGAUACAUUUAAAGAGAUAUAAGUUUUACCCUAGGAAUGAGAGAAAACCAAAUGUCAACAAGUGGGACUUGAGCACGCUCUGUUUCCUACUGUUAAAGUUCUGCAAUUUGAGAAAAGAGAUUCGCCAAGACAUAUUAAGUUUGCAACUUUUAAGAAACAAUGUAUUUCAUUUAGGAGGUACUGAAGAUGUUCCAAUAGACAAAUAUAAAAGUUAUAUUGAAACAUUGAAGGGCAUCACUGAUAGAUGUACAAAAGAGCUUGACAAUAAUCAGCUCAAGACAGAACUAGAAAGUAUUUUUGAAAAUAACAAAAACAUUCAAGCAGAAGACGUUGAAGACGGAGAAGAAGAAUUAAAACAAUGGUUCUCCGAAGAACAACAAUUCCGCGUGGGAGUAACAAUUGAGACCGAUGGAAAAGAUGUAGAUGAAGUAAAAGUAGAGUUGUUGGAGUAUCAUUGCAAGUUGGAACAAAAUAAACGGCCAAAAAAUAUUGAGACAACAAUAUCUAUUGGAAUAAGUUGGAUGGCUGGAAACAAAAAGUCAGAAGAACUUGCUGCAGCUCUGCAAGACUUAUCAUCUGGAACAAUUUCCACUGGAGAAUCUUCAGCAAGAAUAACAUUAAGGGUAACUUUAGAGAGAAUCUCAGACGACCUUCGUGAAAUGAAACCUGAUUUUGAAAGCGUUGGACCUGGUUCUAUUAUGUUCAAGUUCACAUGUUCCUCAGUAACAUCACUGAUAUACCUGCUGGAUUACUUUAGUGGACCAAUAUUGGGGAGAAGAUUGCAAAAUAUGGCAAUGGCAAUUGAAGAAAUGGUAGAUGACUUCGUGACAUUGCAAGUUUAUAUUCCUAAAAACGUAUACGAGGAAACAAUCAAAACAUUGGAACAUGUUAUAGACCAAGGAGACGGUAAUUGGGCCUUUGCACAACAAAAGAAAAAGUUAAGCGCAAAGGUAUUCAAUGACCCAUUGUAUGGUCAAAUAGAAUUGCACCCUAUAUGUAUGAUGAUUAUCGACACACCGCAGUUCCAAAGAUUGAGACAUAUCAAACAAUUAGAGACUGUGUAUUUAGUUUACCCGGGAGCAAGUCACAACAGAUUCGAACAUUCCAUAGGGGUAUGCCACCUAGCCGGUAAGCUGCUAAGAGUUCUUAAAGAACGCCAGCCUGAGCUAGACAUCACAUCAAAGGAUAUACUAUGUGUAGAGAUUGCUGCGCUUUGUCAUGAUCUAGGCCAGGGACCUUUCUCACAUGUGUUUGAACAAAAAUUCAUUCCUGCAUUUACUUCUCCUGGUACUGGAUGGAAGCACGAGAUGGCCUCAGUGAAGAUGUUUGAGCUUAUGAUAAAUGAAAACAAUCGUCAACUGUAUAAGGACUUCAAGCAGAUGAUACCUAGCUUUGAAGACAGAGAUAUUAUAUUUAUAAAAGAACUUAUCGGUGUUCGUAGGGAUAUAAAUGGAGAAAAUUGGCCGUACGAAGGAAGAAACAAGCUAAAGAGCUUUUUAUACGAGGUAGUAGCUAAUCACGUGACUGGGAUAGACGUUGACAGAUGGGACUAUAUUGCUCGCGAUAGCUACAUGCUCGGGAUGGAAAAUGGUUUUGAUCACAACAGGUGUAUACAUCAUGCACGGGUUCUUACUGCAGAAGGAAGAAAACAAAUCUGCUACAGAGAAAAGGCAGCUCAGGACAUAUAUGAUAUGUUUUAUGCAAGACUUACUCUAUACAGGAGGGCGUAUCAACACAAAACGCAUAAUAUUAUUGGAUUAAUGGUAUGCAAUGCUUUGCAUGAUGCAAAUGACCAGAUUUCAUAUGUCGGAGAAAACGGGACAAGGGUGAAAAUGUCUGACACAAUCUACGAUAUGAAGGCUUAUACACACUUAACUGAUGACGUCAUUCAAAAGAUACAGCGUUCUUCCAAAAAGGGUUUAGAGAAAUCAAAAGCUACAGUAGAAAGAAUAGUGCGCAGAGAUUUCUACAAAUGCAUAUGCCAGACACAAGUCAAAGUCACGGAGCAGAAAGAUAAAUUUGAGAAGGCAUCUGUUCAAGAAAACCUGUUUAACAGGAUUAAUCAGAAAAGAAAUGAUGAGAGAGAUUUGUCAGAAAUCCUUGAAAUAGACGUUGUUAACCUGGAUUACGGAAGCAAGGACAAAGAUCCAGUUACAAAUGUUUGGUUUUUCAAAAAAGGCCAAGAAGAUACACCUAUACGUAUUGGUAAAGAACAGGUUUCAUUUGUCUUACCGGACACGUUUGCCGAACAAUAUGUUCGAGUGUACUGUAGUGAAACAGACCAAGAAUUAUUCGAUGUAAUUGAAGAGUCCUUCGAAGAAUGGUGUAAGGAAAAUAAAAUUCCACAGCCAAAGGGUGCCAAGCUCGUCGGGACCACCUUGAGCAAUAGAGGCUCUUUGAAAAGAAAAUUAAAUGUGUCAGCACCCUAAUUCUACAUACACAUGUAGUAAAGUAAGAAGAUGAAAUUUUGGAAGAAGCAAUGGAAUUGAGAGCAGAAAAUUUUUGAAAAUUUUAUUUGUAUUUUAUUUUCACAGUAUUUUAUUUUUUCCAUUAUCCAUGUUGUAUCUUAUGUUUUGUGUAAUGGAAUUAAUGUGUACACAGAUGCUUAUUGUCUAACAAAGAUUGAGUUGAGUUGAAUUGAGGUAAAUUAUAACCCUAUGUUAAUACUCUACUGUUUUGUUAACAGCAGGAAAAAGGAAAUUACAUAAUAAUUUUACAUAAGUUUAGUUUAUAUUUUUCAUGUCAUUCUUGAUGAAACUAAAAUAGAAUAUAGCUGGAUCAAAUGUCAGUAACCACGAAUUUGCCCAAUAGCAAAAACGUAUCAAAAUGUUAAAAAUCUGUUUUAAACCAAAUGGCAAGAACGAUUAGAAGAAUGCUAUAAAGAGCAGAAUGAAAAAAAUAUGAACUUUCUCAAAAGUUCAUAUGUAAACCUUAUUUGAAUGUUAUUAAAGAACAUCAUUUACAAAGUUUAAAAUUAGUGCUCAUUUAUUAGAAAAGAAACGUGAAGGUAUCUAAAUAUACGUGUUGGUGAAUGAAUUUGCAAAUGCUGCUCAUGUAAGAGGAUAUUGAAAUUGAAGAAUAUUUAAUGUUGAGAUAUCAUCUUUAUGAUUCUGCAAGAACUCUGUUAAUAUCUAAUACUAGUAUAUCAUAAAAUGUAAAAAGACUUUGAAGCAAGGAAAAAAGUCGGAGCAGUUUUUUAUGAUGUGCAGCAAGAAUAAUGAAACUAUUACUACAUUUUUUAAGUGUUUUAAUUAAGACACACAUUUCAUAACAAUAACUAUGUACUCAUUUUUUAUUAUUUGUAUAUAAAUAUUACAUAGAUCAUUUUUGAUCAGCAAGAAGUAUAAUUUUGUGAGGCAUAUAAUUCUUCUAUCUAUCACAAUUAUUUUGCCAAUGUUAAUAGGCUGUAACAUAUUGAACAAUAGAAUGGAAUCGUAUUUACAAUGUAAUAUAUUAUAUUGCAACUGGUGAAUUUAUAUCUGAAUAUUUCUUUCAUGUUAGGUUUAAAGGCCUAUUAUGCCUCAGAAAUAUUAUUCUGGAAUUUUCUUUUUAUUUCUGUUUUGAUAUAAAUGUAUAUAUAUACAUUCUCAUUUGCUAUAUUCAUGAACUAUCUUUUGUAUCUUUAGUUUUGUUUGUUCUGUUUGCAAUUGGUAUAAUUAUAGUGAAUAAGUUUUUUGUACUUCUUCUUUGUUUACAUUUUGCUACAUUUAAGACACAUAAAGUCAUGUAACGCAACUUUUUAAGUAGUAAAAAUGCACUUAAUUCAUUACCUAAACAUUAUUGAACACAUAUAUUUGACAUUUCUAAAAAAUAUAUGGAUAUCUGAGGCAGAAUGUGUCUCAUAUUUAUUAUACUAUACAAUACGACUUAGUGAUUCGCCUGUUCAUAUUAUGAACAAGUGGAAUGGAAAACUGUAAAGUUGUAUACAGUUUAAGUGUAAAUGUAUUAUUAACU